Zymoseptoria tritici IPO323 is the source of this 498-nucleotide messenger RNA. RefSeq lists its product as uncharacterized. The transcript has a single exon. Lineage: Eukaryota; Fungi; Ascomycota; Dothideomycetes; Mycosphaerellales; Mycosphaerellaceae. The record is from RefSeq and is a predicted model, not a curated record. Bases 1 to 498 code for a protein of 165 amino acids.
AUGCCGACCUCGGACGAAUACGUCUUCUUCUGGAAGCCACAGCAGAAGAAUGGGCUCUUUUGCCAGUGGUUCCACUCACCAUUCCAGAUGGACGGCAAGCAAUUCGUGACCGCGGAGCAGUGCAUGAUGUACUUGAAGGCCGAGUUGUUUGACGAUAGUGAGAUGAUGGAGAAGAUCAUCCGCACACCUGAAAAAGGCCCGGCAGAGCACAAGCAGAUGGGAAGAUUGGUCAAGAACUUCAACAACGGGACUUGGGAUGCGCGAUCUUUGGACAUCGUCGCCAAGGUCAACUAUAACAAGUUCAACGAGAAUGAGGAUCUCAAGAAGGCGCUCAUGGACACCGCCGGUAAGACGCUCGUGGAGGCCAGUCCGGCCGAUCGCAUCUGGGGUAUUGGAUACAAGGAGGAGGACGCGAUUGCAAAUAUGAACACCUGGGGCCAGAACAGGCUGGGUAAGGCUCUCAUGGCGGCCAGGGAAGAGAUCAUCGACUCCAGCUGA